CGGUAGUAAAUUGAUGAUCGCAAUGAUGGUUCGUUCAAAACUGUUGAUUGUUGUUGCUUUAGUGGCCGUGGCUGCAGCCCAUGACCCUUCAGCCGUUGAUGUUCUACAAGACAUCUAUUCAACAUGCUUAAAGGAUCUAUCUUUAAAAUGUGCCAAGCCGAAGGCUCUUCACUGGAUAAGCAAAGUCGUCGACAAGGAACAAAUCAGGAUUACCCAGGACUUGGUUUUGUUGAAAAAGGAUAAUCCGGCUGAAGUUGAGGUUGGACGAGGUUUAGAAGAAGAUAUUUUCGAAAAGUUCGAGGACUUCCUGCAAACUCAUGAGUUGGUGGCUAAACCUCCAGCGAUCUUGAACCCCAACGGCCCACUUGGAAGCCUUGUGCCCCGCUCAUUUCAACCCGAAGAACUCAAAGUUCCUCUGGCUGUAACUGGUCGAUCAUCAAAAAUUGUAAAGAAGGUGAUUCUUCCAUUCCUGCUGGGUCUGAAAUUCAAAACCGCCGUUCUGGUUCCUCUGGCUUUGGCCUUGAUUGCUCUGAAAACAUGGAAAGCCCUCACCCUUGGACUUCUCUCCCUUGUGCUUACUGGGGCUUUACUAAUUUUCAAGCUUACCAAACCAAAGGCUGUGAAUUACGAAGUCAUUCACUACCCACAACACGUAGAUCAUCACGUUCUGGACCAUCACGUUCUGGACCAUCACGUUGUUGAUCAUCCACCAGUUUCCAGUGGCUGGGAACAUCCAGGAUACGGAAGAGAGUUGAAUGCCCAAGAAAUGGCCUACAACGCUUAUUCCGCCGAGUAAUUUAUUAAUUUAUUGAAUGUAAAUAGAGAAACCGCUAAAAACUUAAAUUAUUUUACCAAUAAAACCAUGAUUCAAAGUGUG
Messenger RNA from Dendroctonus ponderosae (mountain pine beetle), 877 nucleotides. RefSeq lists its product as uncharacterized. Lineage: Eukaryota; Metazoa; Arthropoda; Insecta; Coleoptera; Curculionidae. The record is from RefSeq and is a predicted model, not a curated record. The transcript has 4 exons. The coding region runs from base 14 to 796 and encodes 260 amino acids.